This is a messenger RNA of Penicillium waksmanii, 288 nucleotides long. RefSeq lists its product as uncharacterized. The transcript has 2 exons. Lineage: Eukaryota; Fungi; Ascomycota; Eurotiomycetes; Eurotiales; Aspergillaceae. Bases 1 to 288 code for a protein of 95 amino acids. The record is from RefSeq and is a predicted model, not a curated record.
AUGCGACAUAUGACGAGCCUUGAAAGACAAAAGGCCAAGGAUCACGAGCAUAUUCGAUCAUAUUGCCGGUACGGAGGCGAUUAUGGGGCCUUUCUUCAAUUUAAGGUCGUUUCAACGAUCGACGAGAACGUUGGUCUGGACGAAGCAGCUAGAGCAGCUCGGGAGAAGGAAAAAGGAGAUGCACGAUGGAGCGAUGGCUCGUGCACGCUGAAAAUCCUGUCGGCGUCACUUGACAAGAUCGUUAGUUCCGCACCUCGCCUAGCUCGAGAAGAUGUCAGCGGCGGUUGA